Staurois parvus is the source of this 1974-nucleotide messenger RNA. Lineage: Eukaryota; Metazoa; Chordata; Amphibia; Anura; Ranidae. The record is from the annotation of a GenBank genome assembly.
AUGUGGUUCUGGUCCCGGGACCCGGCCCGAGAUUUCCCCUAUGAGGUCACCGGAGAACGGGAGGAAUUACCGGGAGGCUGGGGGAUCCAGAAGGGGAAAAGAAGGGCUGGUGGUGACCUAGUAUCUGUAUUCACUUACGAUAUCCGUCCGGGGGUAGAUGAACAGACGCAAGCAGCCAAAUCGGCAUUAAAAAGAAUCAAGACACUGCGACACCCAAAUAUUUUAUCAUAUGUGGAUGGAUUAGAGACUGAUAAAUGCUUGUACGUAGUGACAGAACCACUGACAACUCUGGGGACAUAUAUCAAAUCCAGGAGUGACUCUGGCGGGAUCAGUGAAUUAGAGAUUUCCUGGGGUCUACACCAAAUUGUGAAAGCGCUCAGCUUCCUGGUCAAUGAUGGUAACCUCAUUCACAACAAUGUCUAUAUGUCAUCGGUGUUUGUUGAUCGGGCAGGGGAGUGGAAGUUGGGGGGGCUGGAUUAUAUGUAUCCAGCAGGUAGUGAAGACAGUGCACCUAGAAAAGGACCUGAGCUGGAGAAGUACAAUCCCCCUGAGAAGUCAGACCGCUCAAAGACAUCUAAGGAGAAGUGGUCAGCUGACGUGUGGUGCCUUGGUUGUUUGAUAUGGGAGGUCUUUAAUGGUCCCCUCCUUCGCACAAAUUCUCUGCGUUCACUAGGAAAGAUCCCUAAAUCACUGGUGCCUCACUACUGUGAACUUGUCGGUGCCAACCCUAAAAUUCGCCCUAACCCAGCACGAUUCCUCCAGAACUGUCGAGCCCCUGGUGGGUUCUUCUGCAACAGCUUUGUGGAAACCAAUCUGUUCCUGGAAGAAAUACAGAUUAAAGACCCCGCUGAACGACAGACAUUUUUUGAACAGCUGAGUGAAAAUCUAGACUCUUUUCCUGAAGAUUUCUGUCGCCAUAAAAUUCUUCCACAACUUCUUACAGCCUUUGAAUUUGGCAGCGCUGGCGCUGUUAUCCUAACACCCUUAUUUAAGAUUGGAAAGUUUUUGACUGCAGAUGAAUAUCAACAAAAGAUCAUUCCUAUCAUUGUUAAAAUGUUCUCCUCUACAGAUAGAGCCAUGAGGAUACGACUCUUGCAGCAGAUGGAGAAUUUCAUCCAGUACUUAAAUGAACCAACAGUCAACGCACAGAUCUUCCCACAUGUGGUCCAUGGCUUUAUGGAUACUAAUCCUGCAAUCCGGGAACAGACAGUGAAGUCCAUGUUGCUGCUGGCUCCCAAAUUAAAUGAAAACAAUUUAAAUGUGGAGUUGAUGAAGCAUUUUGCCCGACUUCAAGCACGGGAUGAUCAAGGGCCAAUCCGGUGCAACACAACUGUGUGUUUAGGCAAGAUCGCUUCCUACCUCAAUCCCGCUACACGGCAGAGGGUCCUCAUAUCAGCAUUCAGUAGAGCUACAAAAGAUCCAUUUUCCCCAUCGCGUGCUGCUGGUGUUCUUGGUUUUGCUGCUACACACAACUUUUACUCGAUGAAUGACUGUGCUGGUAAGAUCCUACCUGUGCUUUGUGGUGUCACAAUGGAUCCAGAAAAGAGUGUUCGAGAUCAGGCCUUUAAAGCAAUACGCAGCUUUUUGGAUAAACUGGAGUCUGUGUCAGAGGAUCCAGCCCAGUUAGCAGAGCUUGAAAAAGAUGUACAUGCAGCAUCAACUAGCCCAGGUGUUGUAGGCGGCUGGGCUGGCUGGGCUGUCACGGGUGUCUCCUCCUUGACCUCCAAAUUUAUCCGGACCAGUGCAGCAGGAGGACAACAGGAUGUGGCUCCUGCACAGGCAGCAGCAUCAGGGCCAUCCGUAUCCCCAGCUACAGCACCAGCAGAAGCCAGUAAGCCGGCGGUACCUCCUGCUAACUUAUCAUCACCUUCUCACUAUGAACCUGAAGAAGAGGACAAUGAGGUUGAUGAAAACACUUUAGACCGAUGGGAUGAUGAAGACUGGGGAAGCCUUGAGGUAAGGAGUCAUAUUUGA